Molecule: messenger RNA, 2439 nt
Organism: Cynara cardunculus var. scolymus (artichoke)
Lineage: Eukaryota; Viridiplantae; Streptophyta; Magnoliopsida; Asterales; Asteraceae
Product: probable galacturonosyltransferase 4
Exons: 9
Coding region: 198-2120 (640 amino acids)
Molecular function (GO): polygalacturonate 4-alpha-galacturonosyltransferase activity
Source: RefSeq, a predicted model, not a curated record
UGAGCUUCUCUCUUCCCUUUGCUUGCUUUCUUCUCUGUCUCUGAGCUCUUGAAAUCAUCUGACCUGCCAUUGUUGUUUUGUUUACCCAAUUUCUCCUUCUUAGAAGAAUGAAUAUUCAGAUUUCAUCGUUUUCGCCAUAGAAGUUGGGGGUUUUCUGAUUUCAUUACCGGAGGAGGGUUGCUUUUGGAAGAGAGAAGAUGAAGACGAGACUAAGGAAGCCAGUGCUGGUGUUGCUUUUCCUGACGGUUAUUGCUCCCAUUGUUCUUUACACUGAUAGACUCGCUUCAUUUACUUCCUUUUCAGCUACAGAUGAAUUCAUUCAGGAGCCUUCAACACUUUCGUUGAAUCGAGACGCCAUCCCCCUAAGUUUGCUUCCACAGGAGUUAUCUGCAGCAAAAAAAGAAUCAUCAGGUGAUGUUUAUUUGGAAAAUUUGACUAGAUCUGUUCAACAGCCUGAUGGUGAAAGGUCCAGGAAGACUAGACAGCUUACUGAAGUUUUAUCAGAAUCAAAGGAACUUGGCACCAUUGUUUCGGCUCAAGACGACAACCCCAUCAGGCAAUUGACUCAAGGGUUGCACGGAGUCGAUGGCAGUGAGAACGGAUUUGAAUCGGUCGAAAACAAGGAAAAUGUGAAGUUAAAGGAAACCAAACAAGAGGGACAGUUCAUCGAACUUCCUCAGAAAGUUGGUGAAAGGGGACCUGCAAAAACCAAAAGCGAGAAACCCAAUGAACGUGUUUUGGUAGAUUCUCGUGUUCGGUAUCUGAAGGAUCAAUUGAUUAGGGGAAGACUUUACCUUUCUCUUUCAGCAACGAGGACCAAUGUUCAUUUUAUUAGGGAACUUCGGUUACGUAUGAAGGAAGUCCAAAGAGUACUUGGUGAUGCAACCAAGGAUGCAGAUCUACCAAAAAGUGCCUCAGACAAGCUGAAGGCGAUGGAGCAAACGUUGGCAAAAGGAAAGCAAAUACAGGAUGACUGCACUGCUGUUGUAAAAAAACUCCGUGCUAUUAUUCACUCAACCGAGGAACAACAGCGGGUCCACAAGAAACAGGCCUUGUUUUUGACUCACUUAACUGCCAAAACUGUUCCUAAGGGUCUCCAUUGUCUUCCCUUACGCCUUUCAACCGAAUACUAUUCUUUAAAUUCUUCUGCACAGCAAUUCUCAAAUCAAGAAAAACUAGAAGACCCCAAGCUGUUCCACUAUGCACUGUUUUCGGAUAACGUGUUAGCUACAGCAGUAGUUGUGAAUUCAACUGUUUCUAGUGCCAAGGAUUCUUCGAAACAUGUGUUCCACAUUGUCACUGAUAGGCUCAAUUAUGCUGCAAUGAGGAUGUGGUUUCUUGCAAACCCACCCAGCAAGGCUACAAUACAAGUGCAGAACGUUGAGGAAUUUACAUGGCUAAAUGCGAGUUACAGCCCAGUUCUCAAGCAGUUGGCUUCACAGAACAUGAUUGAUUAUUAUUUCAAAACACGUAGGGCUGAGCCUGAUUCAAACCUGAAGUUCCGCAACCCAAAGUAUCUGUCAAUUAUGAAUCAUCUUCGGUUUUACCUUCCGGAGAUCUUUCCAAAGCUUAGUAAAGUGCUGUUCUUGGAUGAUGAUAUAGUGGUCCAGAAGGAUUUGACAGGUCUUUGGUCUCUUGAUCUGAAGGGCAAGGUGAAUGGUGCUGUUGAGACCUGUGGGGAAAGCUUCCAUCGGUUUGACCGAUAUCUCAACUUCUCAAAUCCUAUCAUAGCUAAAAAUUUUGAUCCCCGUGCUUGUGGUUGGGCGUAUGGAAUGAAUAUAUUUGAUUUGGAGGAAUGGAAGAAACAGAAUAUCACAGAAGUUUAUCAUUCAUGGCAAAAUUUGAAUCAAGGGAGACAACUGUGGAAGUUGGGAACGCUACCACCCGGUUUGAUAACAUUUUGGAAACGUGUAUACCCACUAGAGAAGUCAUGGCAUGUACUUGGGCUGGGGUAUAAUCCAAGCGUGAGCCAGAGGGAGAUUGAAAGAGCUGCAGUGAUUCACUACAACGGGAAUUUGAAACCAUGGCUGGAGAUAGGAAUUCCCAAGUUCCGAGGAUACUGGAACAGGUUUGUUGACUACGAGCAGGCAUACAUGCGGGAUUGCAAUAUGAGUCCAUAAGGAAGAAGCAGCAAAAUGGUAUAUAUUCUUUGAUUGAUAUUAGUGCUGAUGAUUAGUUUCUUCAUAUAUUUUCCUGGCCGUGGUUAUAAAACGAAACGAAAGCCAGCCACGCAUUAUGUUGAGUAGUUUGUUCUGUUAUGGGCUGACAGAUGUGUAAAGAAGCAAGACAUUUAUGUUAAACAAGUUGGUGUCUGAUUGAUGUUUAGUUUCUUUGUAUAUGUGUGUAAAAGAGCAAGCUAGUUUAUUUUUUGAAGAAGCCCUGUUUAGUAAACCAUAAUCUGGCUGUUUGAAAAAGCUAUUUAAGAUGGUUUUUCUUUUA